AUGUUUUCACCAUAUGCUAUGUUACUUUUCGCCUCUAUGCAUGCGCUCUUCUUGUUGAAUAGGGAAAUGGAUCUUCAGCUCAAUAUAUCUGCCUAUGUCCCUCCGCAAGCAUCGCCUCCACAAGGUCGGCGCCGGCGCUGUGGCGCGGAGAAACCGGAGAACUACGACCCACCGACAAGAGCACUGAUAACGGUUAUCGGCGACUGCUUGACCGACUUUGCAUGUCUGAGGGACCUUUACAACCUUGGGAUUCAUUCGGAAGAGACAAAAUGGGUCCUUCGUCGGUUAGAAUGCAUAUGUCAUGACCACUACUUGACCGGUUCGCCCCGCACGGAACUUCUUCUAGGCCUCACUCAACUAAACUUGACUCGGGCUCUGAUACAUAAUAUCGAAAUCCUGGGAUAUCAAUCGAUCCUGAUGCAUAACGAUGCGUUGUCUCCUUUCUGUAUCGCUGGCCCCUCACUGGCCGGCAAUGAAGUGAUGUCUCUCCCCGUUAGCUUGCGUCCUACUGCGCUCCAGCUCUCGACUCCUCAUCACCCGUGGCUUGACCUAUUCCCUAGCCCCCAAAUGCGCGAUAAUUUGAUUGUCCUUGAACCAUUGGUGGAUGAAUACGAGCUCUGUGAAGACCUAUGCAACUCGAUGGAAGGAACCGCGGGAAUAUUAGUCUGGAAAGACCCUUGGGAUCCGACCGGCUGGGAGCGCCGGUACGGAUCGAAGGGCCUCCUCGCUUUCAGUCUGCACCCUGGCGGUAUCACCACGGGUCUCCAGCAACACGUCCCUGAUGAAGCUCUCGAGCAGGGCGCUGCUACUACUGUCUGGGCGGCUGUUGCGAAGGCCUUAGAGAAGCAUGGUGGGAAGUAUCUUGAUGAUUGUCAGAUUGCGGGUCCGCAUGAUCCCGAGACUGGACCUAUGGGCGCUGGGUAUGCGCCUUGGGCUUAUGAUGAGGUGAAUGCGACAAAGUUGUGGGAUGUUUCGAUGAAGAUGGUUGGGUUGGAUGGGAAGAACUGA
Penicillium daleae is the source of this 1008-nucleotide messenger RNA. Its product is annotated as DUF3425 domain-containing protein. Lineage: Eukaryota; Fungi; Ascomycota; Eurotiomycetes; Eurotiales; Aspergillaceae. The transcript is spliced from 4 exons. Bases 1 to 1008 code for a protein of 335 amino acids. The record is from RefSeq and is a predicted model, not a curated record.